This is a messenger RNA of Haemorhous mexicanus (house finch), 1243 nucleotides long. It is a transcript of the gene SENP3, whose product is annotated as SUMO specific peptidase 3. Gene Ontology annotation, biological process: protein desumoylation. NCBI's taxonomy places the organism in Eukaryota, Metazoa, Chordata, Aves, Passeriformes, Fringillidae. The annotation marks the transcript as partial. The record is from RefSeq and is a predicted model, not a curated record. Gene Ontology annotation, cellular component: nucleus. The transcript is spliced from 9 exons. Gene Ontology annotation, molecular function: deSUMOylase activity.
CCACCCCCCUCCCAGGGCCCCAUCCUGAUCAGUAACGUCACUGGAGGGGGCGGAGCCGAGCUGGGGCCCCGCCCGCUCCUGUCCGGACAAGGCCACGCCCCUUCCUCCUCAUCGGCCACGCCCCCUCCACCGAGAGCUCCGCCCCCCGCCCAGCCCAGCCCUCCCCUGAGGGAGGAGCACGUGACCUGCGUGCAGAGCAUCCUGGACGAGUUCCUGCAGGCCUACGGGAGCCUCAUCCCCGUCAGCGCCGACGAGGUGGUGGAGAAGCUCGAGGACAUUUUCCAGCAGGAGUUCAGCACCCCCCAGAGGAGGGGCUCGGUGCAGCAGCUGCUGCAGUCCUACCAGCGGCUCCCGGGGAACGCGCUGCUGCGCGGCUUCCGCGUCAGCUACAAGCGCCACGUGCUCACCAUGGACGACCUGCAGACCCUCUACGGCCCCAACUGGCUCAACGACCAGGUGAUGAACAUGUACGGGGACCUGGUCAUGGACGCCGUACCCGACAAGGUGCAUUUCUUCAACUCCUUCUUCUACGACAAACUGCGCACGCGCGGCUACGAGGGCGUGCAGCGCUGGACCAAGAACGUGGACAUCUUCGGCAAGGAGCUGCUGCUGAUCCCCAUCCACCUGGAGGUGCACUGGUCCCUGGUGGCCGUGGACGUGGCCCGCAGGACCAUCACCUACUUCGACUCCCAGCGCACCCUCAACCGCCGCUGCCCCAAGCACAUCUGCCGCUACCUGCAGGCCGAGGCCGACAAGAAGGAGCGGCCGGACUUCAGGGAGGGCUGGAGAGGAGCCUUCAAAAUGAACGUCGCCCGGCAGAACAACGACAGCGACUGCGGCGCCUUCGUGCUGCAGUACUGCAAGUUCCUGGCGCUGGGGCGCCCGUUCAGCUUCACGCAGCAGGACAUGCCCCACCUGCGCCGCCUGAUGUACAAGGAGCUCUGCCACUGCCAGCUCGCCCUCUGAGCCCCCAGAAUCCAAACCUGGCACCCCCAGACCUCCCAAAAACGGGAAAAAUUAAAAAAAACCCGAAAGAAACCCGAAAAUCCGGCCAGAAAUGGUCAAAAUGGGGAGAAAAACGGGAGUUUGGGGGGGAAAAGGGGAUUUUUGGGGGGGAAAUUGGGAGUUUUUCGGAGGGAAAUGGGAGGGUUUGGGGUGAUUGCAAAAUUUUGGGGCCCCCUGGAUCCCCAAAAAAUAGAAAAAUUAAAAAAAUAAUAAAAAAAUCUGAAAGUUCUGCGAAAAA